AUGCUAUCACAGAUAUUUUCAGUCGAUGAUUGGGUGAAUGGUUAGAGCUACUUCAUCAAAAAGAGUGCAAAGGCAAGUAUGAUCAAUAGUAAACUUCAUGAUCAUACUAGACCACAACCAUUUAUGCCACUUUCUGUUCCAAGAAUUGUUUAAUAUAGAGCAAACUAAGACUUGGAAUGCUUAAAAAAUAUUGAAUUGACCACUAAAGGAUGUAGAUCUCUAGAGUGUCUGGAGAAAUAAUUCUCUAAAGAGUGCAACAAUCUCUAUGAUUCAAAGCAUUCUAUUGAUUUCUCUUAUGCAACUAUAAAGAAUGGAAAUACAACAAAAUAUAUUGACAUAAACAAAAAUUUGUCAAUUUGUGCUGAAAAUUCAUCCUGCAAUGAAUAUAGUUUAAGACAAGCUCAGAUUUUGGAAUUUAUGGGCUAUUAUUUUGUUUACGGUGAAUAUGGAUACUACAUAGAUCUAAUUGGUUCUCAUGAGAUGAUAUUUACGUAAAUUGAGAAACUGAAAAUAAAUAGCUGGUUGAAUGCUGAAACAAGAGCACUGGUUUAUGAAUACAGUGUAUUUGAUGUAAGAAGAAAUCAGGUUAUGGUUAUUUAAGUGAUCAUUGAAAACCUAGGAGAUGAUAUUUUAAAGAGCAAGCUACUAAUCUAAUAAAUUAACCCAUAAUUAUUUUCAAUCGUGCCAGAUAAUCUCAUGGAAGAAAAAUAGCCUCCAUAAGUCUUCAGAUCGUUCAGAUUCGCAUUGUAUAUUGUGAAACUAGGAUUUAUUGCAUAAGUAUGCGUAAUGGCUAUUUAACCAUUUAAAAUAUUCUCCAUAUUUUCUAUGUACGAAUACUUUGAUCCUUUAAAGAAGUAAAUUAAUUUAUGCAUUAUAAAUUACACACUUUUAGAUUGCUUAACACAUAUUACCGAUAAUACCCAAGUAAAAACAGUUAAAAUUGUUGAUAAGGAAAAUUAGAUGAUUAAUGUGUACGAGAAAAAUAAAAUAGUUCUCUGGUUUGCUAAGGAUCUCGGCUCUUUUUCUGAUAGGAUGAUAAGAUAAGAUUUGUUUAAGAGAUUCAAUUAAUGUUGUGAUGACUUCCCUAACUGUCAUAAUGAAUUAAGAACUUGCGUGGAUAAAGGAUUUGUAACAGAGUUUAUUGACUUAGUUUCAGCAAGUGAAUUGAAAAGCUUCUUAGAAUCACUAUUUAAGCUAAAACCAUUCCUUAUUACAACUUUUGCUUUGAACAAUCUUAGACUGGUAAUUGAUUUCAGAAUUCAUAGUGAAAUAACGCAAGGAGUUUAUUCUCUAUAAAAUGAUGGCCAUCAAUAUAACAAAAUUCUUCAGAGUUACCUAUCUUCAAUAAGGAAUAUUUUGUCAUUUUUCAAUGACAUUGGAUGUAAAGUGCCCUUGCUUUUGUUUGAAUAAGAUAGAACUAUUAUUGAGCACAAAUAACUUAUGCUUAUGAAUCAAUAGUAUAAGUAUUUCUUCUACACAAAGAAGCUAGAAAAAGUGAAGAGCUUUUGUAGAAUGGAAUCACUGUCUUAGUUCGCUAAGAAUAGUAUAAAUUAUCAAAAUAGAAGCAAUUGA
Stylonychia lemnae is the source of this 1572-nucleotide messenger RNA. Lineage: Eukaryota; Ciliophora; Spirotrichea; Sporadotrichida; Oxytrichidae. The record is from the annotation of a GenBank genome assembly.